UCAAACCACACCGCAGCCAGGCUACAUGCUUGACAACUACAGACAGAGAGACAGAGAGAGGUAGGGAGUAGGACGUCCACAGAGAAAAAAAGAGCGUUUGCGGCUCACUCUCUUGUAUUCAAUGGACUGAGCACCCCCUUCAACAGAAUUUGGAGCUGAUCCUCCUUAUCAUCCUAUACUGCCGUGCAGCACUGUUCUGAGAACAGGGACAGACGGUCACUGUUCCUAAGUGACAAGACAAAGACUUUGACUUAAAACAGAGGAAGUUUGGUUUACCCACUCUUGUUCCAUACAGCCUCAGCCAUGGCAGAUAACACUAUAGACGAGUCUGAUUACUACCCUGGGAAGGAUGAUCUGAACUGGGGAUAUCAAGAAGUGGGUAAAGAACAUAAAGAAGGUGUAGAGUGGGGUUUGUUGUUCCCCGAUGCGAAUGGGGAGUACCAGUCUCCUAUCAACCUAAACUCCCGGGAGGCUUGUUAUGACCCCUCGCUGCUGGAUGUUGGGCUCAUGCCCAAUUAUGUGGUGUGUCGGGACUGCGAAGUCAUUAAUGAUGGACACACCGUACGAAUCAUGCUGAGGUCCAAAUCAGUGGUUACCGGCGGCCCCUUGCCAAGUUACCAUGAAUUUGAGCUGCAUGAAGUGCGCUUCCACUGGGGCAAAGAGAACCAGCGCGGCUCAGAACACACAGUUAACUUUAAAGCCUUUCCUAUGGAGCUCCACCUGAUACACUGGAACUCAACACUGUUUAACAGUCUGGAGGAUGCCCUGGGGAAGAAGAAUGGAGUUCUCAUCAUCGCUCUGUUUGUACAGAUAGGGAAGGAACAUUUGGGCUUAAAGGCCAUAACAGAAGUGCUGCAGGACCUACAAUACAAGGGGAAGACAAAGAUAAUACCAUGCUUUAACCCCAACACACUCCUUCCUGACCCCCUUCUGAGAGAUUACUGGGUGUAUGAAGGGUCCCUGACCACACCACCAUGUAGUGAGAAAGUCACCUGGAUACUUUACCGUUACCCACUUACCAUCUCACAAAUACAGAUAGAGGAGUUCAGGAGGCUGAGGUCCCAUUUAAAAGGAGCUGAGUUACCUGAGGGAAACGAUGGUAUGCUGGGGGACAACUUCCGCCCCACUCAGCCCCUCAGUGACAGGACAGUCCGGGCUGCCUUCCAGUGACACCCCAUCCAUCCUCCAUGGGGAGAGUCCAUCAUAACUUGUUGUUUUACAGUGAAAUGAGAGAAGGCGGAGGAAGAAACAGCACAUCUGAAUAGGCUUGAUGUUAUGUUACAUUGGAUCACCUGAACUCGGACGGAGCUCACAAUGGGACCAUUUUACUCUGUGCGUUGAUGAAGGCAGCGCCGAAAUACCAACCAACUGGCUUCAUGUGACCUGGAACAAAGCUAUCAGCUGUGCCAAGAAGGAUCCACGCUCCAGAAGGAGAGUCUUAUUGACUCUGUUCCAGUGUAGACACUUGCCAACUAUUGUGAGAGAAAGAAUCAAUGGAUAGGGGAACCGCAUGGUUGGGUAGUUCAUUUUCAAAAAAUAAUCUGUUACAGUUAUUACUUGUCAAAAAUGUUUAUCCAUAGCGUUACUUUUGGAAUUCACAAAUGCGGUAACGUAAUCUGAUUACUUUCAGUUUCUUUGGAAGGAAUUUCUCUGUAAGAGUGAUUUGACGAAGGGAACAAGGAUCCAUAAAUUGCAUUUUUUAUGUCAUCAUUCCUCAUAUGGUCUCUGUGACUAGCUCUGGUGGAAACAACCAAAACUCCUCUUUACUCAAUAUUGAGUUACAUGUCAAUCAGAUAGGUAUCACCGCGCUUUUCUGAAGUAACUUUAAUCGGAGUAAAACAAUCUGAGUAUGUUUCCUUUUUAGACAUUACAUGUAAUCCAUUACAUUCCACCCCGGAUUGUAUAGGCAUUCUUAGUGGUUGGUAGUGUGGCUAUAGUUUAUUGCUUUGUUUGGCUACAUGUAUACAGUAUAUGCAUGCUUCAUUACUGUCCACAUUAUAUAAUAUUUAAAUGAGACAAAGUUAUGAAGUUUAUAGUUAAUAAGUAGAUUUACUCUUAUGAACAAGAACCUGCCAUAAGACUUUCCGAAAUGUAAAGAAAUAUACAGUACAUGUAAUGUUUUUAGAGCUGUAUCUCAGAAUAUAAUAUAUACAAAAACAGUGCUUGACUUAGGAUAGAAUAAGUGCAGGAAUGUACAAAUCACACAUUGGACUAUGUUCAUGAAAAUGCAUGUGUUAAAAAUGGUCUAUAAAAGGAACUGGAAUGUUCUGGACCUUUCUGGCCUAAAUCAACCACUGCAAAAAACAAUGCAAUUCAUUAUAAUAUAUUGUAGAUGUGCAGGUCAUGUUUGCUGACAAUAAUUUAAGAUGUCUCUUACUGUAGACCAAUAUUUGUUAGGGUACAUUGCUUUUGUAAAUUUUUGGCUCCUGUUCAUAAAUUUUGGCUUAUCUGACAGUAAGAUUGAUACUAGAUGUUUAGGCUACAGUACUGGCCUUGUAAAAAAGAAAGUUAAAUCAAGCAGUACAACAGAUUCUAUGAAAAGGAAGGAAUGAGAGUUGUGAAUUUUGUUCUGAUGCUUUUAGAUGUUUUAAGAUAAUCUGGAUCAUGUACGGAGUAAUUUUUAGAUUAGAUUUGAUGACAGUAAUGAAAACAAGAUGACUUCAUGCAAAGAAACAAUGAAGACUUAAAAAUGUUUAGUAUAAAAUAUAAUACCUUUGUUACUGGUGUUAUUUAAACCAUAUAAUGUCCUCUAAAAAAAGAUCACUAGAAUUCAAGAUGGAUACAUUUAAUUAGUGGCAUUACUCAAUGGGAAAUGUACAGGAGUUUUUUGGUACAAAUGUGUAGUUGCAAAAAAAGAUUUGGUUAACACUCUUAAGUUGACACUUAUUACUAUGUAACUGCUAUGUAAAUACAUAUUAACAACAAUGGAAUACAACAGGUAUUAUGUUGCAAUUAUAAUAACAAAGCUGCAAGCAGCAUUUAGCAGGUUUCAGCAUUGAAGCUACUACUAGCCAGAUUGCAAUUUGUUCCCCAGUUUAUAUCAAUUAUUGCAAGCAAUAAAACAUCUAUGUUUUGUU
Molecule: messenger RNA, 3077 nt
Organism: Esox lucius (northern pike)
Lineage: Eukaryota; Metazoa; Chordata; Actinopteri; Esociformes; Esocidae
Gene: ca8
Product: carbonic anhydrase VIII
Exons: 10
Coding region: 304-1170 (288 amino acids)
Molecular function (GO): carbonate dehydratase activity; zinc ion binding
Source: RefSeq, a predicted model, not a curated record